Messenger RNA from Colletes gigas, 1281 nucleotides. It is a transcript of the gene Mulk, whose product is annotated as acylglycerol kinase, mitochondrial. The record is from RefSeq and is a predicted model, not a curated record. Gene Ontology annotation, cellular component: TIM22 mitochondrial import inner membrane insertion complex; mitochondrion. Bases 67 to 1281 code for a protein of 404 amino acids. NCBI's taxonomy places the organism in Eukaryota, Metazoa, Arthropoda, Insecta, Hymenoptera, Colletidae. Gene Ontology annotation, molecular function: ceramide kinase activity; ATP-dependent diacylglycerol kinase activity; acylglycerol kinase activity. The transcript has 8 exons. Gene Ontology annotation, biological process: ceramide biosynthetic process; protein insertion into mitochondrial inner membrane.
UUCAAUUUAUUAAGACUAUAAGAAAUAAUUGGAAGAAAUCCCUCGUAGGAGCUGCAGCAUUAUCAUAUGGAAUUUCAUACAGUAAAGAUGCAUACGAAGCAGUUAAUGAGAGAACAUUGUGAAAACGUAUCGCAGUAUGGUGAUAUGCCAUGCCCAACAAAUAGAAAAAAUCGCCAUGUGACUAUUAUUUUAAAUCCAAGUGCUAAAAAAGGAAAAGCUAAGAAAUUGUAUACAAAUUAUUGUGAGCCGCUAUUACAAUUAGCUGGAAUAGCAGUGAAUGUAAUAGAGACUGAAUCUGAUAAUGAGGCUCGAAAAAUUGUAAUGAAUUUAGAUACACCUACUGAUGCUAUCAUAGUGGCAGGAGGAGAUGGUACUUUGUCCGAUGUUUUAACAGGAUUAGUAAGAAAAUAUAAUUCCAAUAUUAAUUCAGUUAAACAGUGUCCUAUUGGUAUUCUACCAUUGGGAUUAACAAACAGAGUUGCAAAAUCCUUAUAUCAUGAAUAUGAUAAUUUGACCAAUGUAAGGCAAUGUAUAGAAGCUACAAUGGCAAUUAUAGAUGAAAAAUCUAAAAUGAUGGAUAUGAUUGAGAUUGCACCUAUCGAAGAAAAUUCUGAAGAGCCGGUAAGACCAAUUUAUGCUAUGGGAACGAUUGAAUGGGGUGCAUGGAAAAAUGCACAUGCUCUUGCUAAGAAAUAUUGGUACUGGGGACCUUUAAAAAAAUACGCGACGUAUGUAUUUAAUGGAUAUAAGGAGACCUUGAGCUGGAAUUACGACGUAUUAAUGAAUUAUACAAAUCCUUGUGAUGGUUGUUCCCAUUGUUAUCAAAAAGAUUUUGUAUCAUCAAAUAAAAGGUGGUGGCAUGCCUUUGUUUCAAGAAGAAAUACUAUAACAGACAACGUCGAUUACAGCAGAAUAAUAAAUGAAAACUGUGGUGUUCGUCACGAAUUACCUGUAUCAACGAGCGAACUGCAUAUAGAAACAUCCAAUAUAGACAAAUCACAAGCUUUGUCAUCAUCGCCAUUAUCAUCUUUAAAAGUGAAAAAGGGUCCGAAGUGUGAAAAUUAUUUUUCGUUCGUGGUUGAAGGUUGGAAACAAGAAAAUAAUAAUGAACAACUGUACGAACAGAUAAUAGAAGCAAAGGAUAUUGAAUUAAUUCCACAAGAGAUCACUAAUGAAAACACAUUGUAUAUUGAUAACGAAGAAUACGAACUGAAAACAGUUAAGAUUAAAUUGCUUUCGCGCGCAGUAAAAGUAUUUUGUCCUCGAUCAAACAUCAAUUAA